AGCCUGCUGUGGUCAAUCCCUGAAGAUGGCGGGCAGCAGGAGGCUAGCGAUGCGGUUGCUUUCUGGGUGCGCCUGGGUGCGCGGCUCAGACUCUGCCGUGCUGGGCCGCCUGCGUGAUGAGGCCGUGGUGCAUCCAGGCUUCCUGAGCCAGGAGGAGGAGGACACGCUAACACGCGAACUGGAGCCCCAGCUGCGGCGCCGGCGCUACGAGUACGACCACUGGGACGCGGCCAUCCAUGGCUUCAGGGAGACAGAGAAAUCCUGCUGGUCUGAUGCAAGCCAGGUCAUCCUGCAGCGGGUUCGGGCGGCUGCAUUUGGUCCUGACCAGAGCCUGCUAUCCCCAGUACAUGUGUUGGACCUGGAACCUCGGGGCUACAUCAAGCCUCAUGUUGACAGUGUCAAGUUCUGUGGAUCUACCAUUGCUGGCCUUUCCCUGUUGUCUCCAAGUGUUAUGAAGCUGGUGCAUACACAGGAACCUGAGCAGUGGCUGGAACUGUUGCUGGAGCCAGGGUCUCUCUAUAUCUUAAGGGGUUCAGCCCGAUAUGACUUCUCCCAUGAGAUCCUUAGAGAUGAAGAAUCAUUUUUUGGGGAGCACCGGGUUCCCCGGGGCCGACGCAUCUCAGUGAUUUGCCGCUCCCUCCCUGAGGGGAUGGGGCCAGGAAGGCCAGAAGAGCCACCUCCAGCCUGCUGACCUCCCACAUAUCCUCCAUAUUUGUGAAUAAAGUAGGGAAAAUGCUGUCAUGGGAUCUUCAAAUGACCGUCUGCCAGGGCUGGGGCUCUUAAGAGACGAUCAGGGUCUCAGGAUUCACAUAGCAUGGUGGCUGCCAGGGUGCACCUGAUCACACACACUCUUAAGGCCACGAGAAUAUCAUUUAUUGCAUCCACUGCUGAUUAAAAAAAAAAAAAAACUAACAAGCAAGCAAAGAAAGAAACAAAAAA
Messenger RNA from Mus musculus (house mouse), 939 nucleotides. It is a transcript of the gene Alkbh7, whose product is annotated as alkB homolog 7. Bases 26 to 691 code for a protein of 221 amino acids. The record is from RefSeq and is marked validated. The transcript has 4 exons. Gene Ontology annotation, biological process: oxidative RNA demethylation; DNA damage response; regulation of mitochondrial membrane permeability involved in programmed necrotic cell death. Lineage: Eukaryota; Metazoa; Chordata; Mammalia; Rodentia; Muridae. Gene Ontology annotation, cellular component: mitochondrion; mitochondrial matrix.